Girardinichthys multiradiatus is the source of this 3747-nucleotide messenger RNA. RefSeq lists its product as uncharacterized. NCBI's taxonomy places the organism in Eukaryota, Metazoa, Chordata, Actinopteri, Cyprinodontiformes, Goodeidae. The coding region runs from base 408 to 1592 and encodes 394 amino acids. The record is from RefSeq and is a predicted model, not a curated record. The transcript is spliced from 7 exons.
CCCCGGUCUGCUUCUCAGUGUUUUCAUUGCGAGUCUGCUCCGGUCGAGCUUUUCACUUGUGCGAGACUUUGCGAUUUGGAAGUUUUCCAGUGCUGCCAGCUGUGAUCUUCACCUGUGCUUUACUACACCCACCUUAAAUCAUCUACACUACUGUUACAUCUCAAUCAGAAAACAACACACUGACUAGAUAAACAUAUUCAGACACACAAGACAUUUAUUUUCAAAGCUACACAUAAUAUUCACUAACACACACACUUUCACUCACAUACUAUCUUCCCACAAACACUGUUUCAUUAAUUUGGAACAUAUUUAAAUACAUUUCACAGUUUGUAUUUUCUCUGUUGCUUUGGUCUAGAUAACCUGUUUUUCCUCCCCCAGUUUUCUUCUGUUCUCAUUGUCUUAACAGGAUGCCACGCAAGGGACGACGCUCCGAGGCCACCAAGAAGAGAUGGAGGACCCUGGACCUGGAGGACCUGCAGGGCAGCCAGCCGGACGUCGCCAAGCCCAGGACAUCCCCACCCACCGCGCAGGCUUGGACCCCCACCCAGUCUUCGAAGAAGAAGGUGGAGGGAACUCCGACUGAGAGGACCAGGCCAGCCCGUCGCCAGCCCAGGAGAGCCGCCCCCACGUUGGAGGUUGACGCCCCCGCCGAGUCCUCUCCCGUGCCUCUCGAGGACCAUGUCAGGGAUGACAGCUGCCAGGCUUCUUCGUUGGAACCCUGCGCCAGCGGUCCGCCUGUCCAGACUGUGAGGGCCACACAUUGCCAGGCUGACUACAGAUACGGCACAUUUUCCCGUAAUCACCAGUGCACCUGUAUGGCUCUGACAUUUUUAGCGUACCACAGUGAGGGGUUGCAGUGUGACACAGUGUUACUUGACAGAGUACUUGAGCAAGGAGAUGCACUUUAUGUUGGCAUUAAACAGCAGCUCAUGUUGGACGGUAGAUUUGUUGAUAAUCACUUGACAGUUGAAGAGAUGCCCCAACGAGUACUGACAGACGGGAACAUCUACACUGUACACACAACAGGUGUAAGAGUUGGUCAUGUUUUGUGUCAGAAUGAUAGCCCUCAAAGAUCAUGGCUAAUGGGAUUGCCUCUUGCUUCACAACUAGAGUGUCUGUCUGAAAAUGUCACCCAUGCUUUUCUUUUGGUGAAUCCAGAGUGCAUUGCAGUUUUCCGGGACAGAGACGGUAGGUUUGGAGUUUUUGAUUCUCACUCCAGAAACUCAGCAGGCCUGCCCUAUCCUAACGGAACUGCAGUAGUCAUGACUUUUAGCGACCUAACGCUCAUGGUUGAACAUCUGUACAAACUCUUUGAGAACCGUGGCCCCUAUACCACGUAUGAGUUUGUACCAGUAUCGUUUGUCAGCGACGACAUUGGUGAUGCCCCUCCUCCGGCCUUGAGCAAUCUGAAUAUUUCACCUGGAUCCACACAAGCAAGCACAGGUGUUGAGAAACCAGAGAGCACUUCUGAUGAAGAGGAAAUGCCAGCUUGGCUUGCUGAAGUUGGAAAGAAGUCUGAUGUCAACCAACAGGACGAGAUGAAAAAGAUCAUGCAGGCCUUUUCAAAACAGUUAGUGCUCAAGAGUCAGUAGCCCGUACAUGUAGUCUACCCCAUAAAAAGUCAUCACGCAGUGUCAUUUUUAUCCAAACUGAUGAAGACUGUUUGAAAAUGAGCCUUCCCAUGAGCAAACGGAUGAACAUGGCCCCAGAUGAAUGUUUGGAUGACAGGAUUGCCUGAAAAAUAUCUCGUUUGGAAUGCGUAGCGGAGCGACCCUCAAUCGAUGAAAAUGAAGAACAAGACCCUGUCCCAGAAUACCAAGUUGAUGUCAACAGUGGAGCCAUGCCAGCAAUCGAAAUACCCAAAUUGAGCCCUGAUUUUAUUAGACAAAUAGUAGUUUAAAUGAGACUCAAGCGUCCAUCAAAAUCCAGACCCGUUCUUUUAUUUUUUGACUGGAGGGGCGGGCUGUGGCAAGUCUCAUGUUAUCAAAUGUGUUUACCAGGAAGCAACCAAGCUCUUGCGCCGGCUUCCCAGAUUUGGUGAUAUUGGUGACAUGUCUCAGCCCACGGUACUCCUCACAGCUUUUACUGGAACUGCAGCUUACAACAUCUCAGGCAAGACUUUACAUUCAGUUUUGAAGCUACCCAAAAGCUUAAAGCCACCAUACAAAGGACUUGGAAAUACACUGGAAUGAAGUGAGAGCCGUUCUUUCCAAUGUAGAAAUCUUAAUCAGCAAUCAAGGAGUUGUUUGGAAGCAAAGGAUUUACUCAACUCAUCUCGGAUCCAACAACGGAAAGGCAGACUCUCAUUGACCACAUUUACAUAUCUCAGCCAGAAUAUUGUGUUCAGUCAGGUGUGUUGCAGACUUAUUACAGUUACCACAACCCUGUAUAUUGUAUUUUGGCUUCAUUUUCAGCUGCAUCUUCACCAUGACUUGAGAGGAGGGCUGGGAAACAAAUUACACUAGGACAAUAGUCCUGUCAUUUUUAAUGGUACUCCAUCUUAGGUAAAAACACCAAAGUGAGAACAAAUAAUCAGAAUCAAAUGUCCUCAAUGAUUCGCUUGGAUACUGGAAAUCCAGUUGAUGUAUUUAACAGGUAAUAAGAAUAACGGUGUCGGCUGACGGCCUGUACAGGUCCAGUAACGGCUGUGAAGCUUAUUACUCUUGAAUACAGCUACUUCAGACGACCACUGAACUAAUUUGGAGACCAGUGCAUUUUUGAAACAUUUUAUUUAACUCCCCUAGAGAACCUGCUAGAGCUCUCUAGUAUUCUUUUUAUUUUCUGAUCAUGAGCCAAUGCUCCAGUCUGAUGGAGCAGUUUUUUCCACACUAUGGACAUUCUCCACUCCGCUCUGUUUUCUUGGCCAUUAUGUUAAUUUGCUUUGAGUGGAAAUAACCGUUUUUUGCCCAGUUUUAGUAAGUUUUUGCAGGCUUGAGAGCAUGCAACGCACGGUAUGACUCAUGAGGGUUUCAAGAAGAGAUGGAGGAGGCUGGACCUGGUCGAUUUGCAGAGCGGCCCAUCAUACGUCACCAAGGUAUCCAAAAUCUAGCUGAUGAUAGACUAUGAACCUAAAAAGUAUUUUGUAUGUUGCAAUUAUAGUAGCUGUUGGUAAAAGUUCAAAUAUAACAUGAAUCUCAUGAUUGUAAUGAUUCAUGUAUCCAUGCUUUUAGCGCAGGACACCCCAACCCACCUGGCAACCAAUCCUCCAAGCAGUCUACAGAGAACAAGAUAUAUGGCUUUCAUUUUGCUUUUCAUUAACUGAGUUUAGGAUAAGUUAUUUUCUGUGCUUUUCUCAUUGAAGUAAUUUGUCUCUUUAUGUCAAGGUUUCUGGACUCCGUGCCCCAUGACCAGGUAUGUCCAUGACAAGUUCAGGCUGGAGCGUCAACGAGGCGGGAGCAAACACACAGUCUGCAACCUCUGGACUUAUGUGGCUAUUUUGAACUUUCCUCCACUUCUCACCAUGAAGGCUCUGAUGUGAAGCAGCAGAUCACAUCCCAACAGGAAACUAAAGUGUCUCAAGUCAAAGAGCUUCAGAAGAAACUAUAGCAGGAGAUCACUGAGCUGAACUAAUUACAUGUAUUGCUUUGUCAGACCAAAUGUUAUUGUUCAAAUCCGUUCUGAAGGAAACUAAUUGUCAUGUUUGUCAUCGCUAAGGACUUCAGUCAUUUCAUGGUGCUUUCUCUUAGUUCUUCAAGUUUAUUUGGAUCAAUAAAUGUCUAUCAGUCGGUCGUGGCAGAUGGCCGCUCA